GCAGUAGGAGCAUCAGCAGUAGGAGCAGCAUCCUCAGCAUCAGCACCAGCAUCAGCAGCAGCAGCCGCGAGCACGCGGCGGCGCGCACGCCGCCCCCAGUGUGUGUGUGCUCGCCGUCCCAGCGCAGACAGAGGUUGUAAACAUGGCGGCGGACGGGAUGGUGCUCACCAACCACGACCAUCAGACCCGCGUGGGGAUCCUGACGGUCAGUGACAGCUGUUUCAAGAACCUGGCAGAGGACCGGAGUGGAGUGAACCUGAAAGACCUGGUCCACGAUCCAUCUCUACUCGGGGGAGCCAUCUCAGCCUACAAAAUAGUUCCAGAUGAGAUCGACGAAAUCAAGGAAACUCUUCUGGAGUGGUGCGAUGUGCAGGAGCUGAAUCUCAUCCUCACUACUGGAGGAACUGGCUUUGCACCCCGAGAUGUGACACCUGAGGCCACCAGGGAGGUGAUCGAGCGGGAGGCUCCAGGAAUGGCUCUGGCCAUGCUGAUGGGAUCUCUCAACGUUACCCCUCUGGGGAUGCUGUCCAGGCCAGUGUGUGGUAUCCGGGGUAAAACUCUGAUCAUCAACCUUCCAGGAAGCAAGAAAGGCUCCCAGGAGUGUUUUCAGUUCAUCCUGCCCGCCCUGCCUCACGCCAUCGACCUGCUGCGCGAGGCCAUGGUCAGUGUGAAGUCCACGCACGCCGCGCUGGAGCAGCUGCCCUCGCCGUCCUCCCUGCUGGCCAACACGCACAGCAACAACCACGCCGACACCCACACCAUGGAGCGCGGCACCCAGUGCGAGGAAGAGGAGGACGAGGAGGAGGAGGACAGGAGCAGGGGGCGGCACGUGCACAACCACCACCACCACCAGCACGGCUCCUCCCACAUCACCGCAGCGGCUAUCGCUGCCAAGAUGAGCCAUGUUGCAGUCAUGGCUAAGGGAGCUCCCUACCUGCCUGGCAACACGCCCGCCCCUCCCGCUCAUUUCACCUGCUCCUGUACCCAUGACCAGUCGAUCCCGGACUCGAUCAUUUCUCGAGGCGUUCAGGUGCUUCCACGAGAUUCGGCGUCUUUAAGCUCCACCCCCUCCGAGUCACCGCGGGCAACACAGGCGACUUCCCGCCUUUCCACCGCCUCAUGCCCGACACCCAAGGUUCAGUCUCGAUGUGGCAGCAACGAAAACAUCCUGAGAGCCAGCCACAGCGCGGUCGACAUCAGUAAAGUGGCUCGCCGUCAUCGCAUGUCGCCGUUCCCGCUCACGUCUAUGGACAAAGCUUUCAUCACCGUCCUAGAGAUGACACCCAUCCUGGGAAUUGAAGUCAUCAACUACAGAGAUGGUUUGGGUCGGGUGCUCGCUCAGGACAUUUAUGCCAAAGACAACCUCCCUCCGUUCCCCGCCUCGGUUAAAGACGGAUACGCUGUGCGAGCUGCCGACGGCCCUGGAGAUCGCUUCAUCAUGGGGGAGUCGCAGGCUGGACAGCAGCCCACCCACACAGUGAUGCCGGGUCAGGUGAUGAGGGUGACCACUGGAGCUCCGAUCCCCUGUGGAGCUGACGCCGUGGUCCAAGUGGAAGAUACAGAGCUGCUGAGAGAGUCUGAAGACGGCACAGAGGAGCUGGAGGUCAGGAUCAUGGUCCAGGUCCGCCCCGGACAGGACAUCCGGCCAAUCGGCCACGACAUCAGGCGGGGGGAGUGUGUGUUGUCUAAAGGGACACACAUGGGCCCGUCGGAGAUCGGCCUGCUGGCCACCGUGGGAGUGACGGAGGUCAGCGUGCACAAAUUCCCUGUGGUGGCCGUCAUGUCUACAGGAAAUGAGCUGCUGAAUCCAGAGGAUGAUCUCCACCCUGGAAAGAUCAGAGAUUCAAACCGCUCCACUCUUCUUGCCACCAUCCAGGAGCACGGAUACCCCACCAUCAACCUCGGCAUUGUGGGAGACAACCCGGACGACCUGCUUUCAGCGCUGCACGAGGGCAUCAGUCGUGCUGAUGUCAUCAUCACCUCAGGGGGCGUGUCCAUGGGAGAGAAGGACUACCUCAUUGACCUUCACGCUCAGAUCCAUUUUGGACGAGUCUUUAUGAAACCAGGUCUUCCUACUACCUUCGCCACAGCGGACAUGGAUGGAACACGGAAACUCAUCUUUGCUCUGCCAGGUAACCCGGUGUCUGCAGUGGUGACAUGUAACCUGUUUGUGAUUCCUGCUCUGAGGAAGAUGCAAGGCAUCCUGGACCCCAGACCCACCAUUAUUAAAGCUCGGCUUUCCUGUGACGUGAAGCUGGAUCCCAGACCAGAGUACCACCGCUGCAUUCUGACCUGGCAUCACCAGGAACCGCUGCCGUGGGCACAAAGCACAGGUAACCAGGUGUCCAGCCGGCUCAUGUCCAUGCGCAGCGCCAACGGCCUGCUGAUGUUGCCUCCGAAGACGGAGCAGUACGUGGAGCUGCACAAGGGGGAGGUGGUGGACGUCAUGGUGAUCGGACGGCUAUGAUGCAGACUUAAAUGUCAAUGGCUACCAGUGACCACGGAAGCGCCGGGACUUCUGGUCUGGACAGGAAACGGGUGGGGGCAGGAAGUGAUGCAUGUCUAUCUGGUUGCCAUUAGCUGUGAUGUCAUAUGCAACAGCCAAUUGGAGCCAGCGCAGACUGAAUCCUCCCAGGUCUGCUCUGAGGAGAUCACUGUACUUCAACGGAGAAAAAAAUAUAUGAAAUAUGAGAAUUAUUCUGUAAAAUUAUUAUUAUUAUUAUUAUCCUGAUGAUAAUGAUUAUUAAUAUUCUUAAUUAAUAUUCUAUUUAUUAUUAUUAUUAUUAUCAUUAUUAUUAUUAUCAUGGUUCUGAUUGAAUAUUUUCAUCUUAGUAGUACUCAUUCUCUCUUCUCUCCUGUUCAUUUACUUUGUGCAAUUUUCCCCGGUAGGUAUAAAGAAAUAGAGACUUGCCCCUCCUUCCUUCCUCCAGCCUCCUCAUCUUUUCUCCUCCUCUGUCAUCCUUCUUUUUUUAACUUCUAAAUGCACUACUGCUCCAUUGUGGCAUCUUCUGUCAGAAUAGAAACUCUUGUUAAAAAAAAAAAAAGAAAAGAAAAGAACUGCUGUAUUACUUUGCCUCCUCAUGGAGCAAAGCAGUAAAUAUUAUUUUUUGCCAAGAAAGAAAAAAAAAAUACAAGGAUCAUUUGUAUAUUUUUAUUAUUAAUAUUAGUAUUAUUAUAAGGAUUUCCUCUCCAGAUCUAAACCAUACAGAGACACUACACCUCUCAGUGAAAGCCAUGAAAUUCUUCCAGGUGGGACAACAUGAAGCAGGACUGGCAUCCUCCCGACACGCUGGAGAGAUGUUUCUGGUCUGGAACACUAGAGGCGGCACGUAGCGAGUGCUGUGAUCUGUAGUCAUAUCAGAGGUGGAACACACUGACAUCAGUUCAGCUCUGCGUUCAAGUGGUGUUCGAUGUACCAGACAGGCGCGUCUCAGAAGAAACUGCACGACAACGUUACGGUUGCAACCAAGAACCUUCAUGUCGAGCUCCGUCUCUCUGUCUGGCAGCUGACAAAACUCUUCCUCUAUUAACAUGGCCUGGAUUCUUCUUUUUUUUAAUUUUUAUUUAUUGCAAAAUGUAAGAAUAAUCAGAUUUUUUUUUUUUUUUUU
This is a messenger RNA of Cololabis saira (Pacific saury), 3608 nucleotides long. It is a transcript of the gene gphna, whose product is annotated as gephyrin a. Gene Ontology annotation, biological process: molybdenum incorporation into molybdenum-molybdopterin complex; postsynaptic neurotransmitter receptor diffusion trapping; gamma-aminobutyric acid receptor clustering. Gene Ontology annotation, cellular component: dendrite; postsynaptic membrane; cytosol. Gene Ontology annotation, molecular function: molybdopterin molybdotransferase activity. The record is from RefSeq and is a predicted model, not a curated record. NCBI's taxonomy places the organism in Eukaryota, Metazoa, Chordata, Actinopteri, Beloniformes, Belonidae.